AUGGCACCAUUUGAGGCAUUAUAUGGACAGAAGUGCAGAUCACCCAUUGGGUGGCUAAAGGUGGGAGAAAGGAAACUCUUAGGGCCAAAAUUAGUACAGGAUGCCAUCGAGAAAAUACGCGUGAUUCAUCAGAGGAUGUUAUCAGCACAAAGUAGACAAAAGUCAUAUGCUGAUAACAGGUGGAGAGACUUAGAGUUUCGAGUGGGGAUCAUGUAUUUUUUAAGGUCUCACCAACAAAAAAGGAAGUAUAACCCGGAUCCAUCUCAUAUAAUACGGUAUGAAACCAUUCAGUUGAGAGAUGACUUAACCUAUGAAGAGCAACCGAUGGCUAUCCUUGAUAGGCAAGUCAAAAAGCUCUAUUCAGAGGAUGUAGCCUCAGUGAAAGUGUUGUGGCAAAACCACACAAGUGAAGAGAUCAGGAGGCAAUUGAAACUUAGGUUAAGGUCUCCACGUAGAUUCUUCUCCUUGGGACCAUGGAUGGUGGGUGGUGACUUUAAUGCCAUUGUGAGCGUUGCUGAAAGGUUGAAUGGUGCCCCUCCUUAUGGUGGGUCAAUGGAAGACUUUGCUACUAUGUUACUUGAUUGUGGGUUACUUGAUGCGGGUUUUGAAGGGAAAAAUUUUACCUAG
This is a messenger RNA of Theobroma cacao (cacao), 627 nucleotides long. RefSeq lists its product as uncharacterized. Lineage: Eukaryota; Viridiplantae; Streptophyta; Magnoliopsida; Malvales; Malvaceae. Gene Ontology annotation, molecular function: nucleic acid binding. The record is from RefSeq and is a predicted model, not a curated record.